CUAGGAAAGUUUAGAAACUUUUUAGUUGAGGCUUGCAAUUCGGUGAGGGAAGUGGUGUCAUUAGUUAAACUUCUCGGAAUUGUUGAAACAAACAUUAAAGUGAUUUCAUUUAGUAAAUUUCACCGUCGGUGGUUCUUUAAUUAGUGCAGCACGGAAGUGUCUUCCGGUGAAUUUCCAUCGUUUCCGAGGAGUGAAUUGAAAAGUUUUGAAUUUUGUGCUGAUUCAGUGACGUGAGGGGAAGAUUGAAAUUGUUUUUAAUUGUGCACUCGAGGGUGUGUGAAGAUAAUAUCUUUCGACUAUCGUUUUUGAAUACUGAACGGGUUAAAGUGCGAAGUGACAAUGGAUAACGAAAGUGCGACCUACGAUUUGAAAAAGGAGAUCACUGGCGUCCCGAAAUACGGCGUCAAGAUGAAAUUCAACCACACAUUCCCGGAGAAACGCAACCAGCACCUCAGACCUUCCAUCAAACAGUCGCUCCCCUUCAUCCCAAUGUUUUGCAGAUACAUGCAAUACUAUUGGAAGGUGAACCGUGAAGGACGUCGCAUUCUAAUGGAUUACUACUAUGCCGAACAGGGUAAGCAAAUUUAUGGGGUGCCAAUCGGUGGGAUUGGAUCAGGCACUAUUGGACGAGGAUUUGCUGGCGAAUUUUGUCGAUUUCAAAUGAAACCUGGAGUCUAUGAAUACAAUACGGUCUACGCUAAUCAGUUUAUUGUGACGAUUAAAGAUGAAAAGGAUAAUACAAUCUUUCAGAGCUUGUUAUCGAGCUAUAGAAAAAAAUCCAAUCGUCUUUCCAGUCGACCUAAAGGCACCUUGUCAAAUUGGGAAAGCAAUCUAGAUGCAUCGAAAUGCCAUUAUACAGGUUUGUAUCCGCGCGCAUGGAGUGAAAUCGACUUAUCUGAAUAUGGGAUUAAACUUAUUGGUCGUCAGAUAUCACCAGUAAUUCCACACGAUUACAAGGAUUCGCCAUUGCCAUGUGCGGUCUUUGUAUGGUCCGUUGAGAAUGUAUGUGAGGCCGAGAGAAAAGUAUCUAUUACGUUCACAUUUAAAAAUGGAACGGGCACAAAAAAGCAAGAUUAUGAGGGUGCACCGACUACUGAUAUGUUUGCCGAAGGCCAGGCUAAAGGUGUCAGUAUCAAACAAACUAUUACCGGACUUGAGUGCACGUAUUGCCUGGCUUGCAGAUUAUUGCCAGAAAUCAAUAUAACGCGAUGUGUGAAAUUCGAUCCGGCCGGCAAUGGAGAGAAGAUUUGGAGUGAUUUGAAGGAGACCGGAAGAUUGAGUGACAAAUGUGUCGAUGAUAAUCCUAAAACCAAAGAUGUAGCCACGGCUCUCUGUGCCCAAGUGGCCAUAAAGCCAAAUGCAACAUACGAUUUAGAAUUUGUGCUGGCAUGGGACAUGCCCACGGUUGAAUUCCCAAUGCGAAUGAAAAAGUAUUCUCGAUACUACACUAAGUAUUUCGGAGCUGAUGGUGCGGCAGGACCAAAAAUAUGUGAUCACGCUCUCAAGAGCUAUUUCAACUGGGAAAAAUUGAUUGAUGCAUGGCAAAAGCCCGUGCUGGAAGAUAGUGCACUUCCUGACUGGUAUAAAAGUGCAAUAUUUAAUGAACUCUACUUUAUAUCCGAUGGAGGAACAUUAUGGCUGAAUAUCGACUCGAAUUUGGAAAAGAAACUGGACUUUGACGAUCCAAGGCUGGCUUAUGGACGUUUCGCUUAUUUAGAAGGUCAUGAAUAUCGCAUGUAUAACACGUACGACGUCCAUUUUUAUGCAUCUCAUGCUUUAGCUCAUCUAUGGCCUAAUUUGCAGGUAAGCCUACAAUAUGACUUCAAGGACUCAAUAGCAGCCGAAAUUGAAGACAACCGGAAACAUCUCUAUGAUGGCAAAUGCACUCCACGUAAAAUUAAAAAUUCCGUUCCGCAUGAUCUUGGUGAUCCAGAGGAAGAACCAUUCGUUCUGCUCAACGCCUACCCAAUACACGACGUCUCCGAAUGGAGGGAUUUAAAUAUGAAAUUCGUCCUCCAAGUCUACCGUGACUACUUCGUACUGAACGAGCUACAACAAGCCCAAGCUGAGAACGCUAGUAAAUUCAGCUCCAUUGAGUUCAUUGACAAGGAUAGCUUGUAUGAAAUGUAUUUACAAGACAAUCGGAAUAAACCUUCGAAUGAGCUACAAAACAAGAAGUCAGCGUCAAUGUACAUCAAUGAGUCGAAUGGGAAAGUGUAUUUAAUGGACGCAAUAACCUAUCUGAAGGCGAUGUAUCCGGCUUGCAAGGUUGUAAUAGAUAAAUCUAUGGAAUGGGAUAAAGACGGAGACGGCCUCAUAGAAAAUUGCAAGUUACCUGACCAAACGUUCGACUCGUGGGUUAUGGAAGGGCCUAGUGCAUAUUGCAGUGGAUUGUGGUUAGCUGCUUUGCAAUGUAUAUCAGCCAUUGCCACUAUUCUCGAUCAACCCAACGAUUGCAUCCAUUAUCAAGAAGUACUCGAAAAAGGAAAACAAUCCCUUCAAGAAAAAUUGUGGAAUGGAACCUACUAUCGUUUCGAUACAUCCAAAGACAAUAAAGAUACGAUAAUGGCAGACCAAUUGAGCGGACAUUGGUAUUUGAAAGCGUGCGGAUUUGACUAUGAUAUAUUCCCCAAAGAAAAUGUUAGGAGUGCAUUAAAGACCAUCUACAAUAACAACGUGCUCGGCUUUUGUGGUGGACAACUGGGCGCCGUCAACGGUUUCAUUCCAAACCCGGAUCCUGAGAAGCCUGGUCAUAUUGAUACUACGACAAUCCAAAGUGAAGAGAUGUGGACCGGAGUCACAUAUGCCCUGGCAGCGACCAUGUUGCAAGAGGGCAUGAUUGAGCAAGCAUUCCAAACAGCAGGCGGCCUAUAUAACACCCUUUCGGAACGUAUCGGUAUGAAUUUCGAGACACCUGAGGCUUUGUAUGCUGAGAAAAAAUUCCGCUCGGUUGGAUAUAUGCGACCAUUAAGUAUUUGGGCUAUGCAGGCAGCAUGGGAACGAAGGAAGCUAAUCAGAGAUUAAAAACUUUCCAUGUUAGAUGUUAUCAAUCAUAAAGAAAGCAGACACUUCGUAUAAAAACUUCUUUUCCAAAUUGUGAUAUCGCACAUAGAUGUAUUAAUUUUUCUACGUUUCGCAUUUAUUUUCUAUCGCUUAGUGUUAGAGUAAUUGAACAGUGCAAUCAGUCGUUAUAGUCUACAUCAAUAUUUUUUUUUGCAAUAGACGGAUUUUCCAUCGUUGUUUUUUAGGCGUUAGAAAUAUGAAGUAUUGUAAAAUGGUGCUCGUCCACUAACUGCUGCAUAAAGUUAAUUAUUAGACGGCUCAGAGCCAGUUAUGCGGUUGGACGUUUUAGGAGAACGUGAAAAGUUUUAUCACAAAGAAAAGAGUCACAAUCAUAGUAUUUUUAUUGUUGCUGGUACCUCUCAAGGUUUUAACCAUUCAUGCAUGAGAUUCUAAAUGUUUCCGGAAAAUUAUGGAUGUUUCUAAGGAAUAAUUUGAUGUAGAGAGAAAAGUUUGACACAUCAAUAAAUUUCAAGAUAUUUAUCGAGGAUUGAUCAAGUAUAGAAAACUAUAUUCCCUGAAGACCGGUAAAACCUUUUAAAGUUCCACAAUUUUCACAGAUCAUGUCUUCUACGUAGAUUCUUAAUAGUCAGUAUCAUUUUCCCAGGUUUGAAGUAAGUGAUUCAAGAGAACUCCAGACCAAAUAAUCGCUUUAAUAAAUUUCCUAAACUCGUCCUUUUCAUAACUAAACCUUUUGAUAGCAACAAAUAUAUUAGUAAAGAGUUUCCACAAAUUUCAACGCGAUCGUGCUCCUCAUUUUCCAAAGAAUUAUUCUGGUCAUCAAUCAAUAGUAUUACAUAAAAUAAACUUUAUUGCAUUGUACAUAAUCAAUUUUAACUAUUUCACUAGACAAUAUGAUGCGACAUUCAAUUGCGUACUCGAAAACGAGCAUUUUAAUCCUACUUUUAACCUGCAGACAAAAAAUAGCAAUUAAAUGUGCAAAUACGCUUUAUCAGAAGUGCUUAACAGAGUCACGUAUUCCUUGAGAACAAUUUCUAGGUACUACACACAAACUGCUGUGAGGGAGUCGAGUGGAGUUGUUUUAGUCGGAGAAAGGACAAAGAGAUAUUUUUGCGAUGAGAAUUUAUAUAUUUUUUCGUCAAUUGCUUGAAAGUUAUGAAUAAAUAAGAAAGAAUUUGAAAUUCUAGCGCUAUAUUUUCUUAAAAGUUACAAAACUCAAUUUUUCGUAUUAAAAGCAUGAGUUUUCCUUUAAUCGCUGAUGCAUGUGUAAAUCUAUAAUAUUUUUGUUAGCAAUGUAGCGAAAAAUACCAGAGAAAUAUAUGUUGAAUAAAAUAUGAUAGUUGAGAA
Molecule: messenger RNA, 4368 nt
Organism: Hermetia illucens (black soldier fly)
Lineage: Eukaryota; Metazoa; Arthropoda; Insecta; Diptera; Stratiomyidae
Product: non-lysosomal glucosylceramidase
Exons: 12
Coding region: 340-3024 (894 amino acids)
Biological process (GO): carbohydrate metabolic process; glucosylceramide catabolic process
Cellular component (GO): membrane
Molecular function (GO): beta-glucosidase activity; glucosylceramidase activity
Source: RefSeq, a predicted model, not a curated record